AUGAAAAAAGAGAUUGGCAGAAAACAUAUGAAAGAAAAGAAAACAUAUCUACGCAUGUGUUCACUACGUUUCUGUAUAACUUUACUGGUAUUUUUUUUUUUGUACGUCUUGCCUCCUUUUAAAUGUGUACGCAUGAAUGGGCAAUGUGCGAUCCUUCCCCCGCAGUGGGACAGUGUACGCUUGUUGGUUGCGGCUGUGGAACUGCGGUGGGGGGGGAAAGGAAAAAUGCGUUCCGGCCUGUUUAAUGCGGAGGGACUUGCGAAGGAACCCGUCAGUGGGUUUGAGAAGAUAACGGAGGGGACAGCGGCCGUUUUAUUUCCACCGGCGAACGUCAAAGGCACUUCAGCCAGCCAGCAUGCAGACUGCACGAAGAGACAAGGCGAUCAUCGCGAUGCAGAUGACAUUGACGAUGACGGUCAGGCCGUCUUUUACAAUCCUGCGCAGGUGGUCAAUCGUGACCUGAGUGUAUGUGCACUGGCGUGUUUUUCACAUCUACGCCGCGAAGAGCCUCGCCGCAAGGGGGGCACGCGUGAUGGCAUCACUAUUCUGGAGGCGCUGAGUGCAACGGGUCUCCGGGCCAUCCGCUACUACAACGAGGUCCCUGGUGUUCGUUUUAUCAUCGCAAACGACCUCGACCCCGACGCCGUUGCAUGCAUCCGUCGUAACUGUGAGUUUAACGGUGUGCCCUGCGCCAGGCCGACACUGACAGAAAACUUCCCACCGGAGGGCAUUCGUGUGGAUGAGGCCACUGGAGAAAUCGAAGCUGGUGGUGCGGUGAUACCAAAUCUGGACGACGCGAAUGAUUUGAUGUUUCGUCUGGCCGCAAACUCCACCGUGUACGCUGGACGCCGUUUUUGCGCGAUACCAUCCCAGAUGGCGACUAACAUCACCACUUCUAAUGAUGACGCCAGCGUGAACGAGGCGCAUCCGUUGCUGCAACAGGAGCUGAUGGAUGUGGUGGAUUUGGAUCCAUACGGUUCAGCCUCUCCCUUUUUGGAUGGUGCUAUGCGGUGUAUCAAGGAAGGGGGAUUGCUGCUUGUGACAAGCACAGACAGUGCCAUUUUGUGUGGGGGACACCCGGACACAUGUCAUGCCAAAUACAACACAAUCCCUACAAAGAAUGCUGCAUGUCAUGAAAUGGCUGUGAGAAUUCUUCUUGCCGCGUUGGAGCGCGUUGCAAAUAAACACCGCAGGUAUAUUUUACCCCUGCUCUCACUGCACAUUGACUUUUACGUCCGAUGCUUUGUUCGUGUCUAUACGCAACCAGCGGAAGUAAAGCUCAGUCCAUGCAAAUUGGGGUACCUUCUGCAGUGUAGUCAUUGCCCAGCGUACUGGGUGCGCCCAAUGGCAGUUGCUCGUAUGCGAGACAAGAAGUGUGCACGAAAGAAAAACAAAAUGCCCAACAACGAUCUAUUGAAGAGUUCUAUUAGCAGUGGAAACAAUAAUGAUAAUAACAAUAUAAAUGAUGCUUCCAAGGGCAAUGAUAUGGGGAAUGACCAUGCGGAAUGUAGGGCUGAUACGCUUGGGAGGGAACGCUUUCCUGCAAUACCUUUGAGGCAGGAGAAUCCAAAAAUCACAUCUUGUAGUUUGCGGCAUAUGCUUCCAUGUGUAAACACGCACUGCUGCAAUGUAUGUGGUGCUUCUCUGACGUUGUCGGGUCCAAUUUACGCUGCCCCAACGCACUGCGUUUCGUUCCUUUUGCAACUCCUGCAGGAAGUGGAGCGGCGUGGUGCCGCAAAACAGAUUACGGCAGAGGCACGUGUUGCUGGUCUGGUGCGUCUGGCCAUGGAAGAGUUGCCUGACACCCCGCUGUUCUAUCAAAUUCCCGACAUUGCCUCCUUUGUGAAGGUGCGAUGCCCACCCACGCCACAACUCGUGGGCGCACUGGGGCGAAUGGGAUAUCGAUGCAGCCAAGUUCAUUGUGCCCCAUCGGGGCUUAAAACGGACUGUCCGCCCGACGUUCUUGUCCGUGUGAUGUUGCAGUGGAAAAGGGAGCAGGAACAGGCAUCUGGUGAUGCUGAGAAGGGCAGUUGUGAUGCGGCGAAAGCAGCUGUAUUGAGCGCCACAGCAGCUGAGGCCAUAAACGAGAAGGCGGGGGAAGAAGAGAAGAGGGGUGCUGGUGUCUUUUUGCUGGAGCCAAUUGACGGGGCCGAUUUUUCAUACGACCGACGGUUUGAUUUUCGCGGCGCUGUAACGGGUGUAGCCAAGUUCAUUCCAAAUGCGCCGAACUGGGGACCGAAGCGACGUCAUCAGGGCGCCAUGCAUAACAAUGAUGAGCAAUUGACACAGAAACAGCGAAAAGAGUAA
Molecule: messenger RNA, 2307 nt
Organism: Trypanosoma cruzi
Lineage: Eukaryota; Euglenozoa; Kinetoplastea; Trypanosomatida; Trypanosomatidae
Product: N(2), N(2)-dimethylguanosine tRNA methyltransferase, putative
Exons: 1
Coding region: 1-2307 (768 amino acids)
Biological process (GO): tRNA N2-guanine methylation
Cellular component (GO): nucleus
Molecular function (GO): RNA binding
Source: RefSeq, a predicted model, not a curated record